UUGUUUAAUUUACCUAAACCAAACAACUAUAUAUAAAUCACUUACCACUGUUAUGUAUUCAUCAACAAGAGAAAUACAAGUUUUUCAAGUAUCUCAUACUCUUGUAGCUGCCAGCUAUAUACAUAUGAAAAUGAGAAAUCAGUGUAAUUACUUCAAGGUUUUGAUUCUUUGUAUUUUAGCAGCAUCAACUCAUGCUCAAUUGGAGCUAGGAUUUUAUACUAAAAGUUGUCCAAAAGCUGAACAAAUCGUUGCGAACUUUGUUCAUGAACAUAUCCGCAAUGCUCCAUCACUUGCUGCUGCAUUAAUAAGAAUGCACUUUCAUGAUUGCUUUGUUAGGGGAUGUGAUGCAUCAGUCCUUUUGAACUCAACAAACCAGCAAGCUGAAAAAAAUGCUCCUCCAAAUCUUACAGUUAGAGGCUUUGACUUCAUUGACAGAAUAAAGAGCCUUGUUGAAGCUGAAUGCCCUGGUGUUGUUUCUUGUGCUGAUAUCAUAGCUUUAUCUGCCAGAGACUCUAUUGCAGCUACAGGUGGUCCAUACUGGAAAGUUCCAACAGGUAGAAGGGAUGGAGUCGUAUCAAAUUUGUUGGAAGCAAACCAAAACAUUCCUGCUCCAUUUUCUAACUUCACCACCCUCCAAACUCUCUUUGCCAAUCAAGGACUUGAUAUGAAAGACUUAGUGCUCCUAUCUGGUGCUCACACAAUUGGUAUCUCCCUUUGCACAUCAUUUUCAAACCGUUUAUACAAUUUUACCGGAAAGGGUGAUCAAGAUCCAUCACUUGAUAGUGAAUAUGCAAAAAAUUUAAAGACAUUCAAGUGUAAGAACAUCAAUGACAAUACUACAAUAGUUGAGCUAGACCCCGGAAGUCGAAACACAUUUGAUCUUGGUUACUAUAGUCAAGUUGUCAAGAGAAGAGGUUUGUUUGAAUCUGAUUCUGCCUUGUUGACAAAUUCAGUUACAAAAGCUCUAGUGACUCAAUUCCUUCAAGGCUCACUUGAAAAUUUCUAUGCUGAAUUUGCAAAAUCAAUUGAGAAAAUGGGACAGAUUAAAGUUAAGACAGGGUCACAAGGUGUGAUUAGGAAGCAUUGUGCACUUGUAAAUAACUAAGAAUGUUUUGCUGUUGAUUUGUGUUUUUAGGUUUGGUUUUUUAUUUAUUCCAUGUCAUGUUGUGUCUCAAUAUGUGUGCUGUAAUAAUUUUAAGAACAAGUGGGUUCAAUCAAUUGUAAUUUUUAUUUCCUGGUUUGGUGGUACAUUAUGUUCUUGUUGUAAUAAAGCAGAAUUGAUUGAGAGAAAAUUUCUAGUUUUAAGCCAAAGCAGGUCAAUAAUAUAUGUGUAAAAGGUUGGUUACAUUAUUAGUGUAUUUCUUUUUAUGAACACUUUUAAUUCAAUGAGAAAUUCUCUAAA
Molecule: messenger RNA, 1402 nt
Organism: Medicago truncatula (barrel medic)
Lineage: Eukaryota; Viridiplantae; Streptophyta; Magnoliopsida; Fabales; Fabaceae
Product: peroxidase 3
Exons: 4
Coding region: 53-1105 (350 amino acids)
Biological process (GO): response to oxidative stress; hydrogen peroxide catabolic process
Molecular function (GO): peroxidase activity; heme binding
Source: RefSeq, a predicted model, not a curated record